Talaromyces amestolkiae is the source of this 1257-nucleotide messenger RNA. RefSeq lists its product as uncharacterized. Bases 1 to 1257 code for a protein of 418 amino acids. The transcript is spliced from 4 exons. The record is from RefSeq and is a predicted model, not a curated record. NCBI's taxonomy places the organism in Eukaryota, Fungi, Ascomycota, Eurotiomycetes, Eurotiales, Trichocomaceae.
AUGGCUGGGCAGUCAAAUCAUGCUAUCGUCUACGGCGCAUCGGGAUUGAUCGGCUGGGCCAUCGUCAACCAGAUCUUGAAACCGUACCCUCAUGCCGGCACAUUCUCAAAAGUCACUGCAGUCACAAAUCGUCCAUUGAAUUUGUCCGAAACUUUUUGGCCACAAGCGACUUCCCAACGGCCUGACCUGGAACUCGUUUCUGGAAUUGAUAUUGGUCAAGAAGAUGAGACUCUUGUGGCCAGUGCGUUGAAGUCCACGGUGAAGGAUGUCGAGAAGAUUACUCAUGUCUUUUACUUGGUUUUCGCUGCAAAUGACGACAAUCUCAAGGAGGUUGAGAUCAAUCAACGAAUGUUCACGAAUGUCGUUCAUGCCCAUAACAAGCUAAGCCCUAACCUAAAAUUUGUUACAUUCCCCGGUGGCACUCGAGGUUAUGGGAUCUAUGUCCCCGGAGGCACCUUUACGCCUCCAUUGCGCGAGGAAAUGGUGAAUUAUCUUCCCCACGACUAUGCUAAGACGGUAGUAUAUCCCAUAUACCGUGAGAUCCUGAAUGUUGAAAGUCAAGGAAAGAGCUGGACGUGGUGUGAAGUCUGUCCAGAUGCCAUUGUCGGCUUUACUCCCAACGGAUCCCAAUUUAGUUUAGCUCUACAUUGGGCUCAAUACCUGUCACUGUAUGCUUAUAACCAUGGCAUCGGCCCUGGUGCGCAGGAGUCAAAACCCAUGCCGGCAGAAGUCCCUUUUCCAGGCAACAUUAGCUGCGCCAACUCAUUGUUCUCGCCGGUUUCUAGUCAAAGAAUGGCUCGCUUCAUGAUAUUUGCCUCUUUGCAUCCUGAAACUUGCGGCGGUGGUCGACUAUUCAACAUCGCCGACACCCAGGUGCCGUGCAAAUAUGGCGUACUCUGGCCCCGACUAGCGGCAUGGUUCGGUCUCAAGGGCACAGGAGCAGCUGAAGUUUCAACAGCAGAAGAUAACGCACUGAAGGUCGGCGAGCUUUCAAAAACCAGUGGAACAGCUUUGACGCCCGGAGAGUAUGUCGCCAAGUAUCGAGAUAUUUUUACUCGGCAAGGUCGCCCAGAAGCAGCCAGUAAAGGUGUGGGAUACGGCAGCCGACAAUUGGAUAGUGUGGGAUACUGGCUGACGUUUGACCGUCAAUUGAGCUUGGACAGAUUGAAGGAGACUGGAUUUGAAAGGGAUCAAGACCCGUUUGAGGGAUGGCUGGAGAGCUUUGAGAUGUUUCGCGAGGCUGGCUUGAUUCUCUAG